Molecule: messenger RNA, 1335 nt
Organism: Candidula unifasciata
Lineage: Eukaryota; Metazoa; Mollusca; Gastropoda; Stylommatophora; Geomitridae
Source: the annotation of a GenBank genome assembly
AUGAGCAAGACGACCAUUUUGAAGAAUGUCUUUGUUGUCAGCCUUGGUUUCACGUUUCUCUUCACGGCCUUCAAUUCCAUGGCCAACCUGCAGACAAGUCUUAAUAAGGAAGAAGGUGUGGGCGCCUGGAGCAUGUCCACAAUAUACGUGACCAUGAUCUGUUCCUGCAUGUUUCUGCCCAACUUCGUCAUCGGCCGGCUGGGCUGUAAGUGGACCAUCCCCAUGGCCAUGCUGGGCUACAUCCUCUUUAUGUGUGCCAACUUUUACGCUGUCAAAGGCACCAUGAUCCCCUCGUCAAUCAUUCUGGGCCUGGGGGCGGCACCUCUGUGGUCUGCCAAGUGCACGUAUCUGACCCAGCUGGGAGUCUGGUACGCCAAGCUAACGUCCAGGGACCAGGACGCUGUCAUUAACAUGUUUUUUGGCUUCUUCUUCCUCUUCUUCCAGAGCUCUCAGAUCUGGGGAAACCUCAUCUCCUCCCUGGUCUUCACACCAGCCACGCACAACCAAACAUCCGACAGGGAAUGUGGUGCCCAGUUCAACCCUCAUGAUGCGGUGCAGGGCAACAAGUCUAACAACUUUGAACAGUCCCAUGACAAGGUGUUUACAGUGUGCGGUAUCUACCUGGGUUCAGCCGUUGUUGCUGCCAUCAUUGUUUCUAUCUUCCUUGACCCAAUAGUUCUUGACAAGGAAAGAAGUGAAGAUGACAGAAAGCUGAGUCCACGGCUUCUAGUGUCAACUUUCCGACACCUCAUCUCCUCUCCCAUUCAGCUGAUGCUUAUUCCAGUCACCAUCUACAGUGGACUUGAGCAGGCAUUCAUGGGAGGGGAUUUUACCAAGGCUUACAUCAGCUGUACUCUAGGCAUCUGGAAUGUUGGCUACAUCAUGAUCUGCUACGGUGUGGCCGACGCCAUCUGCUCCAUCCUGUUUGGUCGGCUUGUGCAAUAUGUUGGCCAUAUUCCUUUCUUCAUUCUCGCGUUUGUCAUCCACGGAUCACUGCAGAUAACCUUUCUCUACUGGGAACCACACAGGGAGGACAUGCUCAUCUUCUAUGUCUGUGCUGCCCUCUGGGGGAUGGCGGAUGCAGUUAUCCAGACCCAGCUCAAUGCCUUGUAUGGCAGUGUCUUCUCUGGGAAUGCCGAAGCUGCAUUUGCCAACUAUCGACUGUGGGAGUCAUUGGGGUUUGCGGUGACUUUUGCCUACAAUGAUUACCUCCGUACCGACAUGAAACUGUACAUCUGUCUGGGCGUCCUUGGUGCAUCUGUGGUGUGCUAUACGAUUGUUGAGGGACUCCUCUUCAAGGCCAAGACCAAAUCUGCAAACAUUACGUCUCCAUAA